ACUUAACUAGAUAUAUUGAAUAAUCGCGACGUUGUUUGAAAACAAUUUUACCUAUUUAUUUUAAUUUGCUUUCUGUACAAAGGUUUGAAGCAAAUUGCAGCUCAAGACUGGAACUAAAAAUUAUUUAAAAGCAAUUGAUUGCAGGUGAAAAGAACGAUUGAAAUGUGAGAUAAGAAAAGUGAAUUGAAAUUUGUUUGUUGUUAUCAGGGUUUCCUAUUAAAACUAAAAUUAAAGUUCAAACAGUUUUAGUUUUCUUUUAAAAUACAAGUAGAACAGUCGCGUAAUUUAGAAAAGGAUUUUUAAAAAUAAAUUGAAUUAUAAAUUAAAACGUUCUCAAUGGAAGGUCACGUUGAUUCGAAUCUAAGAAAUGUUGAGAUAAAUGAUGUAAAGAUUCUUGCAUCGAAAUUUGUCAAAAGGAUUAUUAAGCGGUACUCCAAUCAGAAAAAGAAUAUACACAUUUGCGGAGAAUCUUGUAAUGAAAAACAAAAAAAUUCAUAUCUUAAAAAAGAAGACAAUCAAAAGUCAUUGAAAACUUCAAAGGAGAAAUCUGUCAACGCUAAAGAACGAGGAAUCAAACCAUUUAUACCCCAUCCAUUGUCUCUUGGUUUCAACUAUCGUCAAGUACGAACUGCAUUUUAUUACAAUAAUGAAAAGAAAGAUAUGGAAAAACGAAAUGCUAUGAAACCAUUAAGCAGCUUUAAACUUCCGAAAAAGCCAUUCUUUCCAAAUUUUAUUGAUCCUGUUCCUGAGAAUAUUCCUUCAACCUUCGGAAUAUGUCAAAAUGAAACGCAAUCAAAAAUAUUGUUAAGCAGUGAUCCAUCUGUAACAUCGAAUUCGCAUCAAAGUCAUGAAGUAAAGGAUAAUAAAACAAAGAAGAAUGAAGCAGAAAAUAUUAAUGUCAGCAAUAACAAAGAAGAAUUGAGCUUAAAUAUUUUGCUAUUACUGUUUUUCCGCAACACAUGCCCAGAUAUGCUUUUAUCAAAUCGGAAAUGCAAUGAUGAAAAAUGUUUACAUUCUCAUAAGCUUCCUUCCAUUGAUGAGGUAGAAUUGCAACUCUUGAGAAAAAACUUUAAUGAGACUCUCGAAUGUUAUCACCAAGUCCUUGAAUUUCCAAUUUUAACACGCAAGAUGUACCUUCCAGCUUUUUCCAGAGUAUUUGUUAAGCGCAACCAACUUGAUUUACUUAAAAAUCUUAUCAAUGAUAUUCAAAAGCUUCCACCACCUUUUGGUUUUCUCGAUAUUAUAGAUAGUAUGACACGUUAUGGCUGGGAUCGUAAAAAAUCCAUCAAUUUUUUAAUGGAUAAUCUUAACAAACAUUCCAGAAAUUCUAACAUUGAAAUGCUUGAAGUCAUUGGACACUCAGGAAAAGAAAUAUUAAAUUAUAAAGAUUUCAUUAUAAAUUUUAGUGAAAAUAAAGAAUAA
Messenger RNA from Clunio marinus, 1422 nucleotides. Lineage: Eukaryota; Metazoa; Arthropoda; Insecta; Diptera; Chironomidae. The record is from the annotation of a GenBank genome assembly.